AUGGCAGCCACAACCACCAUCGAGGUGCCCCAUCUGGGCGGCAUCAGGGCCGGAUACGCCCUCUCGGGCGGGCAGUACGACCCGGCCAAGCCGACCUGCGUGCUCAUCAACUCCAUGUGCACGACCGUGUCGCUGUACAAGACGCAGUUCGCCGACAAGACACUGACCGACGCGGUCAACCUGCUGGCCAUCGAGCCGCUCGGCCACGGCGCCACCAGCUGCCAUCCCGCCGAGCACUUCACCUACUGGGACUCGGCGGCCAUGGCGCUGCAGGUCAUGGACAAGCUGGGCAUCGACCGGGCCUUCGCGCUGGGCACCAGCCAGGGCGGCUGGAUCGUGGCGCGCAUGGCGCUGCUCGCGCCGCAGAGGAUACGCGGCCUGCUGCUGCUGGGCACGUCGAUGGACUACGAGUCGGCAGAGUCGCGGGCCAAGCACGGGUGCUGGGAUCCCAAGACGCUGCUGGCGCCCUUCUACGACAAGUGGUGCAGCACGACGGGCCCCACGCCCGACUUUGUCGUCGACGACGUGUGGUGCGGCAUGGUCGCCACGCUCGGGUUCGGGUCCAAGGGCACGCCCGAGCUGGUGCAGUUCUGGACCGACACGCUCAGGGACGUGUACCGGGGGGACGAGGGCCGGAGGAAGCUUAAGAUGGCGCUGGCCUGCCUGCUGGACCGGGACGGCCUCGUGCGCAGGGUGCGGGAUAUCACUUGUCCCGUGUACUGGCUCCAGGGAACCGAAGAUGCGCCGUUUGGCACGUCGCUGCCCGCCGAGCACAUCAAGCUCUUCACUUCGGCCAAGGAGGCCACUCUCACGCUGGUCGAGGGAGGCGGCCACUAUCUCAACGCAACCAGCCCGGAGGAGGUCGGGUCUGCCUUGCUGCAGAUGGUCAAUAAGUACAAGUGA
Molecule: messenger RNA, 903 nt
Organism: Chaetomium strumarium
Lineage: Eukaryota; Fungi; Ascomycota; Sordariomycetes; Sordariales; Chaetomiaceae
Product: Alpha/Beta hydrolase protein
Exons: 2
Coding region: 1-903 (300 amino acids)
Biological process (GO): glycerolipid catabolic process
Molecular function (GO): triacylglycerol lipase activity
Source: RefSeq, a predicted model, not a curated record